CAGGAAGCUCCUGCCCUGCCCAGCACCUGUUCCAGGUUCCAGCUUCCAGCCCAGCAUGGCAUCUCCGAUGCCUAUCCAGACCUUGCCCUCCAUCCUGAUUCUGCUGGCAAUCUUGGCUCCAGGAGCUGCAGAAUUCAACAUCUCCAGCCUCUCUGGUCUGCUGUCCCCAGCACUAGCGGAAAGCCUGCUAGUUGCUCUGCCCCCCUGUCACCUCACCGGAGGCAAUGCCACACUGAUGGUCCGGAGAGCCAAUGACAGCCAAGUGGUGAAGUCCAGCUUUGUGGUCCCUCCAUGCCGUGGACGCAGGGAUCUGGUGAGCGUGGUGGACAGUGGAGCUGGCUUCACCGUCACCCGGCUCAGUGCAUACCAGGUGACAGACCUCGUGCCAGGAACCAAAUACUACAUUUCCUACCAAGUGCAGAAGGGGACAACUACGGAGUCCAGCAGAGAGAUCCCGAUGUCCACCCUUCCUCGAAAGAGUAUGGAGUCCAUUGGGCUGGGAAUGGCCCGAACAGGGGGCAUGGUGGUCAUCACGGUGCUGUUGUCUGUCGCCAUGUUCCUGCUGGUUGUGGGCCUCAUCAUUGCUCUGGCACUGGGCGUCCACAAGUGAAGAGCCUGCCUGCAUGGUGACCAAGUCCAGUACAGUCUCUGUCCCCAGAGGCCUCCUCCCAGGCCUCAGCCACCUGCUUUCCUCUCCCGGCUUUCCAUCUGCGCUCUGUCCUUCUUGGGGGUCCCCUACGUCUCACCUUCCAACACUCCCUACCAUUCCCCUCCCCACUACUGUCAGCCAUCUUUCCUCCCAUCUUACCCACUCUACCCUCAUAACAAUCUCCUCCUCCCUUUGUGACCUUGGGUAGUUAUA
This is a messenger RNA of Dipodomys ordii (Ord's kangaroo rat), 862 nucleotides long. It is a transcript of the gene Upk2, whose product is annotated as uroplakin 2. Gene Ontology annotation, biological process: epithelial cell differentiation. The record is from RefSeq and is a predicted model, not a curated record. NCBI's taxonomy places the organism in Eukaryota, Metazoa, Chordata, Mammalia, Rodentia, Heteromyidae. Gene Ontology annotation, cellular component: apical plasma membrane. Bases 56 to 610 code for a protein of 184 amino acids. The transcript has 5 exons.